This is a messenger RNA of Adineta ricciae, 807 nucleotides long. NCBI's taxonomy places the organism in Eukaryota, Metazoa, Rotifera, Eurotatoria, Adinetida, Adinetidae. The record is from the annotation of a GenBank genome assembly.
AUGGCAGCUUGGUCGAAGGGCAUGUACUGUAUGAAAGGACGUGGAAAUGAAAAUAAUAUGAACAAUAAUUUACCCGUCAAUCCUUUGGUAGAUUUGACAAAGAAGGAUUGGUGGUUUCAACAUUUUCAAGGGUGUGACAGAGAACCACCACCAGAUGGAGAUUACCUUGAAUUACCAGCAGGAGGCUCGUUCACAGUCGAAAUUGCUACUAAUCGUGCGUUUACAACUUUCGGUCACGAUAAAAAUUUCAACGGUUAUUUUGGCGGUCCACAAGAACUCGAAUAUACGCCUUGGGGCUGUGUUUCAUAUCCGAAUUUACACACACCAAAUCAAACUGCAGCUCCAGGAACAAUCUUUGCUAUUUCUUAUCAAAAUAGUAUCGAUAAAGUGACACCAGAAAACUUGGUCGUCUUUACCGUAAGAUACAAAACACCUUGGCAACGACUUACUUCUUACGAUGUGCCAAAAGAUUUACCACCAUGUCCUCCAGGUGGUUGUACGUGCGCUUGGGGAUGGGUUCCUAUGGGCUGUGGACAACCGAAUAUGUACAUGCAAGGUCAUAAAUGUAUAGUUACCGGUUCAACUUCGACAAAAAAGCUUGCUGUUGCUAAACCGCCUGUCUAUUGUGAAAAUAAUCCUUCAAGAUGUACAAAGGGAGCGAAACAGAUGAUUUUUCAUUUUCAAAAAGACGGUAAUAAUGUGUUCAACGUUCCGAAAAUGCCAACCUACAAUCAAGUAAUGGGCUUUUUCGAAGGCGCACAAAAUGAUAUCUUUGAAGAUUCGGAUUUAGGAUCAGUCAUUGGCUGA